AGCCAUAGCCAUAACCAUCACGAUUCUAGCAUUUUGAAACCUAACCUAAUGUCACAUCCACUACCACCGUCUUUUUCUUCUGAUCAGAUGGGUGAUUACAUUGGUAUGGAGAGCUGUCUUGACUUGAAGAAUUAUGAAUAUUUGCGUGGGGAGAGUAGAGAAGAAGAGAACGCGGGAACACGUGUUCAAAACUAUCUCCGUGGUAAGAGAGAUGAACGGUGGUCAAUGAAGAAGAAAGAGUUCCCUCCACCAAUAUCCUUGCUCGCACGUACAGAGAACCAACCUUCGCAUAUGCCGUUUGUGUUGAAGAGAUACAACACCAAUGAUGGCCGGUUGAUCCUAAGGAUGGUGAGGGUGAGGCAUCACGAGUAUUUCAAGGCCUAUAGAUCCAAUGGUCAUCUCACAUUACAGCUUGUUCCUCUAGAUGACGAUGUCUUGCCCCAUCCCUUUGCCGAUGAAAAUGAAAAUGAAAUCGACGAUCAAUAUUGCAAUGCGGAAGAACAACAAGAAGAAACAGCAGCCCUGGAAAUAGAGACUGAAGAUUCGAAUGCUAUUGGUGAUUUUGUCCAUAAGGUUGAUAAUUGUUAUAACAAUGCUGAGAAGGAGAUUAUACAUAAGGAUGCGGAAGAAACAAGGGGUGAAUAUGAAUCUAAAAUAGCCGAGUCGUCUGUUGAGAAUGGGAGUGUUGCGAAUACGAUGGGUGGAAAUGGAGGAGGCGGCGGCAAGUGUUUGAAUUACAACAGUGUGAGAAUAAACUCAUCUUGUUUUCUAGGAGUGCCAGUACCAGCAAUCAAGCCAGUUCAUACUUAGCUCUAUCACAGAAAAAGCAACUAAAAAUCUUCAGUCUUACGGUGUUGUUUAGGGUUCAGUUUGGAUACCUUUGAAUCACUGGUAGCCUUGUCUUAAACCCUUUAGUCUUUUGAUUAAAUUUUUUGCAAACCCUUA
Molecule: messenger RNA, 945 nt
Organism: Pistacia vera
Lineage: Eukaryota; Viridiplantae; Streptophyta; Magnoliopsida; Sapindales; Anacardiaceae
Exons: 1
Coding region: 49-810 (253 amino acids)
Source: RefSeq, a predicted model, not a curated record